Physcomitrium patens is the source of this 1236-nucleotide messenger RNA. RefSeq lists its product as uncharacterized. Gene Ontology annotation, cellular component: chloroplast. The record is from RefSeq and is a predicted model, not a curated record. Lineage: Eukaryota; Viridiplantae; Streptophyta; Bryopsida; Funariales; Funariaceae. Gene Ontology annotation, molecular function: protein binding.
AGCAAGCAAUCCUCGGCGACGGGGCCCCUCGACUCCAACAGCCGCAAUCCAUCAGACUCCAUCCAUAGCAAUCAACCACACACACACGCCAACAAGCUUGGCCUGCCUGCGCGCAAUCGGACAUGGCGACGCCUGCAAUCCUUCUCCACUUCCCCGCCACCCCUCGCCUGCUGCCGUGCCCUCGCGUCGCUGGGAGACCAUACUUGGUGGGGUCCCAGCUGCUGCCUGUGGGUUGCUUCGGAGUGAAAGGGAGCUCCCCUCUUCCGUCGCAACCCUCGUCAUCCGGCCGCACCGAGGUGCCGAGCAAGAGGGGAGGCCGACGAGGCCUUGUGGUGGGCACCGUCUCGGGAAGUGCCAUUCUUCUGGGCACUGCAUCUGUGGCUGCUGUGGUUUUGGCCGCUCGCGCCAUGGCUACCUCCGGUGGUGGGCGAGAAGCUGCCAUUCUAGCCACUCGUCGCGGCAUGAACUUGUUUGCACAGGGGGAUGUGAAGGGAUCUGUUGUGGAAUUCGACAAGGCACUGGAGCUUGAUCCCCGACAAAGACCAUAUUUAUGGCAGCGUGGCCUUUCUCUCUACUACCUUAAUAGAUUUGAAGAAGGAGCUAAGCAGUUUAGGGAUGAUGUUGCAGUCAAUCCCAAUGACACAGAGGAGUCAAUUUGGUGCUUUCUCUGUGAGGCCCAGCUGCACGGGCCAGAGGAAGCUAGACGACGUUUUCUGAAGGUUGGCCGAGACAGCAGACCAGUAAUGCGGGCUGCUUACGAGUUAUUUAGGGACGGGGUUGACACCAAAGAACUUUUGGAACUUGCAAACGCCAAUGCACAUGACUUCUUCUACGCAUACUUGUAUGUGGGCUUGUACUACGAAUCUCAGAAAUCCGAAGCUGCCAAGGAGGCUAUCACUACCGCAGUUUCAAGUCCCUAUGGUUUGAGGUCAGGUGAUUAUAUGGCCACAUUAGCGAAAGUUCACUGUGCAUGUCGGGGAUGGCCUGUAGAGGGGUCCCUGAACGCUAUUGUAUAAUGAAGACUCCUACUUCACAUUUUAUUGCAGCCAUUUAUAUUUUUAUCCUUCAAUUUAGUUUGUGUUAAAUAUCUUUGCAGAACUGUUAGACUCUACCAUGACCGAAGAAUGUAUAAGAUCUGUAGUAUCAAUAAAAUUGGUCGAUGGGUGCCGGUCAUAAGGUGCAGAAGCCGUUCGAUGUAAUACAUGUAUUGGUCCAAUACAAGUGUUUUGACUGGUA